Monoraphidium neglectum is the source of this 2016-nucleotide messenger RNA. RefSeq names its product Kinesin-like protein KIF23. The transcript has 15 exons. Bases 1 to 2016 code for a protein of 671 amino acids. Gene Ontology annotation, biological process: mitotic spindle organization; microtubule-based movement. The record is from RefSeq and is a predicted model, not a curated record. Gene Ontology annotation, molecular function: ATP binding; microtubule binding; microtubule motor activity. NCBI's taxonomy places the organism in Eukaryota, Viridiplantae, Chlorophyta, Chlorophyceae, Sphaeropleales, Selenastraceae.
AUGCAGGCCGACGAAGCGGAGGAGGUCGGGUCUGAUUGCUCAGAGGAUGAAUUCAAGGACACAGGAGUGCAGGGGCGCCUGUCUGCCCUGCUGCCACGGAAGCUGUUUGGUGAAAGCGACGAAGCGGUCAGGAAAGGGCUGCUGCAGGUGUUUGUCCGCGUGAAGCCCGUGACCCGCAAGCUGGAGCGGUGCAUGACAAUCGAGAAGGAGGGCCAACUGGUCAAGGCCGUCUGUUGGGUGCAGCUGCUGCUGCUGCUGCUGCUGCUGCUGCUGCUGCUGCUGCUGCUGCUGCUGCUGCCGCCGCCUCCGCCGCCGCCGCCGCCACUGCUUCUGCUGCUGCAGCUCCGGAAGAACAAGGAGGCGCUCUACAAGUUCUCCCGAGUCUUCCAGGAGGACACCCCCCAGCAGGCGAUGUACGCAGGGGUGGCAGAGGCCAUGGUAUCAGACCUCCUGGGGGCGCGGCAGCCGGAGGGCGUCAUCAUGGCAUACGGCGUCACCUCGGCCGGCAAGACGUUCACCAUGCAGGCGAGCCGGCACAGCGGCGAUGCGGGCGGCGGCGGCGUGGCGGUGGCGAGAGUGGUGGUGUCGGCAUACGAGAUCUACAAUGAGGUGGUCCAUGACUUGCUGGCGCUCGCACAAGCGCCCGCCGGCGCCGCGGGCGCAGCUGCGGCGGCGGCGCGCCCGGCCCUGAAGCUUAAGGAGGUCCGCGGCCGCCACAUCGCAGUGCAGGGCGCGAUUGAGGCUGAGGUGCGCAGCGCCAAGGAGGCCCUGGACCUGCUGCGCCGCGCCGGCCGCGCCCGCCAGUCCGCUGGCACGCGCAUCAACGAGCACUCCAGCCGCAGCCACGCCGUGUUCACGGUGAAGCUGCUGCGGGGCGCCGCGGCGGCGGUGGCUGUCGGCGAGCGAGAAGACGAGGCGGGCGGCGGCGGCAGCUGCGGGGAGGCGCUGGCCGAGGCCGGGGUUGGUGCCAGCGGGGCGCACGGUGGGCAGCUUCAGGCCAGCUACCUCCAUUUCGUGGACCUGGCGGGCUGCGAGAGGGUGGCAAGGACGGGCAACUCUGGGGCGCGGCUAAGGGAGAGUGUGGCCAUCAACUCGUCUCUCAUGACGCUGGCGCGCUGCCUGGAGGUGCUGCGCUACAACCAAAUGCACCCGGCAGACCAGAAGGUCAUCCCUUACAGGGAGAGCAAGAUCACGCACAUGUUCAAGGCCAUCCUGACAGGCCACGGCCGCUUUGUGCUGCUGGUCAACGUGUCACCUGCGGCAGAGGAGUUCAACGAGACCAAGCGGGUGCUGGAGUACGCCGCCCUGGCCUCCAAGAUCAAGAUGACCUCAAACCUGGCGGCCCAGCACGACGCCGCGCACGCGGCCGUCGCCGCUGUGUCAGCCGAGGCGGCCGAGGAGCAUGCUGCCCUUGCUGCCCAGGUGGCGGCCCUCAAGGCGCGCCUGGUCGCGUCGGAGGCCCGUGUGGAGGAGCUCCUUGACGAAAAGGCUGAUCUGGAGUAUGAUCUGGACGUCAUGGACCGCAAGGUGGAGCUGCUGCGGGAGGAGCUCGUGCGCGCGGAGGUGGAGAAGGAGGGGGUUGAGGCGGAGGUCAGGGCAGAGGUCAUGGCUGACGUGGCGCAGCUCGUGAAGGACGCGUGCGCGAAAGCCAGGGACGAGGCGGCGCGUGCGAAGGAUGAUGCCGCGCGCGCCAGGGAGGAGGCGGACGGCUCGCGCGAGGACGCGGCGCAGGCGGCGGCCGAGGCUGGGGCCGCGCAGGAUGCCGCGCGCAGGGCAGAGAGGGAGGUGGCAGCGCUCCAGACGGAGGUCACCCACCUGAGGCGGCAGCUGGAGGCACAGCAGCAAGCCAGUGAAGUACAGCAGCAGGCAGAUCUGAACGAGCGGCUGCAGGCAGAGGUGGCCGACGCGCGUGCAGAUGUACUGGCCAAGGCUGAGCAAGCGCGCAGCAAGGACCUCAUGCUUCCUGCAGGGCACCUCAAAUCUGUCAUAGUGGUAAUGACGAAGCUCAUCGCAUAA